Boleophthalmus pectinirostris (great blue-spotted mudskipper) is the source of this 3811-nucleotide messenger RNA. It is a transcript of the gene scube2, whose product is annotated as signal peptide, CUB domain, EGF-like 2. The record is from RefSeq and is a predicted model, not a curated record. The transcript is spliced from 23 exons. Gene Ontology annotation, molecular function: calcium ion binding. The coding region runs from base 239 to 3313 and encodes 1024 amino acids. Gene Ontology annotation, cellular component: cell surface. Gene Ontology annotation, biological process: signal transduction. NCBI's taxonomy places the organism in Eukaryota, Metazoa, Chordata, Actinopteri, Gobiiformes, Gobiidae.
CCGCGCUGCUUCAAAGAGCUUUCUCUCGUACACGUGGACGCGCACGCACGCUCUCAUUCUCGCUCUCCCUCUCAAACACACACACAAACAGACACACAGUUACUUGCUCCUUUCUCUUUUCUAAAGGCCCUUGUGAAGCAGAUUGACAGGCUAGAAUGAAAAUGAGGCGGGCGCUCGGUCACGACUUCAGUGCGUACGCGUCCUUUUGAGAAGACCUCUAAACUUGGAUCAUAUCACCAUGGGAGCUAUUUGGGCUGCAAGGGACUUUUGUUUGUUUUUGCUCUUGUUAAAUAGUCGCCAAAGCGCAGCGCUUCCAGAGAAUCGAGGUGGGACUGUAGUGACAGAUCCAUGCGCAGAGGGAAGUGAUGGCUGUCACAUUGAUGCUAUUUGUCAGACAACUCAAGGCUCAUACAAGUGCACGUGCAGGGCAGGUUUCAAAGGAGACGGAAAACAUUGUGAAGACAUAGAUGAAUGUGACUUAGAGCACAAUGGUGGCUGUGUACAUGAAUGCAACAACAUACCAGGCAAUUACCGAUGCACUUGUUAUGAUGGCUUCCAUUUGGCACAUGAUGGUCACAACUGUCUGGAUGUGGAUGAAUGCAAGUUUAACAAUGGUGGGUGCCAGCACACUUGUGUCAACACCAUGGGCAGCUACGAAUGCCGCUGUAAAGAGGGAUUCUUCCUCAGUGACAACCAGCACACCUGCAUCCACCGCUCUGUGGAGGGCCUCAACUGUAUGAAUAAGGAGCACGGCUGCGCCCACAUCUGCAAAGAGACACCCAAGGGAGGCGUGGCCUGUGAGUGCCGUCCAGGGUUCGAGCUGGCUAAGAACCAAAGGGGCUGCAUUUUAACAUGUAUCCAUGGUAAUGGAGGAUGCCAGCACACUUGUGAAGACACAGAGCAUGGGCCAAUAUGCAAGUGUCACCCCCGGUACUCUUUGCAAGCCGACAAACGAUCCUGCCUAGAACGAGAUGAGGCCACCACGGAGUCUGCGGACAACAACACCACUUCCUUCACUGAAGUGGAUAAACGGGUGAAACGAAGACUUCUUAUGGAGACUUGUGCUGUGAACAAUGGGGGAUGUGACUGCACCUGUAAAGACACGUCCACAGGUGUCCGCUGCAGUUGUCCUGUUGGAUUCACCUUACAGCCGGAUGGAAAAACAUGCAAAGAUAUUGAUGAGUGUGAAGUUAAUAAUGGCGGCUGCGAUCACUUCUGUAGGAACACCAUCGGUAGCUUUGAGUGCAACUGUCGGAAAGGCUUCAAACUUCUCACAGAUGAACGCUCCUGCCAAGAUAUAGAUGAAUGCUUCUUCGAGCGUACAUGUGAUCACACGUGUGUGAACUCCCCUGGUGGUUUUCAAUGUCUAUGCAACAAAGGCUACACCAUGUAUGGACUGGCCCACUGUGGAGAUAUAAACGAGUGCAGUGUGAACAACGGUGGUUGUGAGCAUAUAUGUGAAAAUGUCAUGGGUGGAUUUGAAUGCUUUUGUCAUCCUGGUUAUAAACUGCACUGGAAUAAAAAGGACUGCAUUGAGACUGAGAGUUUACCACCUGCCAAAUCUUCCACUAAACCUACAUUGAACUGUAGUAAACAGGAGGGAGGGGACCGCUGCUUCCUGACAUGCCAGUCACAAGUUCACAUCAGUAGUGGCACAGAGGAUUCAUACACAGUGACCUGUGGAGCGCCUCUGCCCUGCCCGGCUGAUGCUCAAAGGGACAACAAUGGCCUGUACUGCUUAGGUCAAGAAAUAUCUAGUGUUUCACGUAUACGGACCACAGCCACCUUCAGGUCUGGCACCUCGAAGUGUAACUUAAAACGAAGCCAGGAAAAACUCAAAGAGGGGUUAAACUCUGCACAUUCAGACAGUCGGUUCCUCUUCACUGAAAAUGUUCAGUUCAGUUUUGUGAGCCUCCGCUGCACGUCGUCUGGGCAACGCCCCCGCAGUCGCCAUGGAAGAAAGACCAGCGAGGAGGACGGCUCUUCCAUCACAGCCGAGUUUGUGCUGGAUGUGAACCCAGAGGAGGUAACAGCAGAGACUUGUGACCUGAACUGUGUGCGCCGACGGUCAGAGAAGAAACUCAAAAAGACCAUACGGACAUUGAGAAAAUCCAUAAACCGCGAGCAGUUCCACCUCCACUUUGCUGGAUCCGACUAUGAGCUAGGAAGGAGCCUGGUCCAGCCUGCAGAGCUCCCGGGGCACUGCGUUGCUGGUCAGGUGCUUGUGAACAGGAAAUGUGUGAGCUGCAGUGUUGGGACGUACUAUGAUCUGAACCUGGGGAGGUGCAUGCUUUGCCCAGCGGGGACCUAUCAGGACGAAGAGGGACAGAUGUCUUGUGACGUUUGCCCUGCUCCAGAUGGAAGAGAAAUCUCCAAAGUUGUGGGUGCUCGAAACCUUUCAGAAUGUGGAGGUCAGUGUCCUCCGGGCCAGUACUCUCUGGAUGGCUUUAUUCCCUGCCUGCCGUGUCCGCUGGGCACAUACCAACCCGACGUGGGCCGCACCACCUGUUUCCCCUGUGGCGGAAACCUGGUCACCAAACACACUGGAGCUGUCACCUUCCAAGAGUGUGAAACCAAAGUCCAGUGCUCUCCGGGCCAUUACUACAACACAAGCACACACCGCUGCAUUCGCUGUCCCAUGGGAACUUACCAAGGGGAGUUUGGACAGAACUACUGCGUUGCCUGCCCUGGAAAUACAACCACUGACUUUGAUGGCUCAACAAACAUCAUGCAAUGCAAAAAUCGACAAUGUGGUGGAGAAUUAGGAGAUUUUACUGGUUAUAUUGAGUCCUAUCCUGGAAACUACCCUGCAAACAUUGAAUGUACUUGGAUCAUCAACCCUCCUCCCAAACGGAGAAUCCUUAUUGUGGUGCCAGAAAUCUAUUUACCCAUUGAAGAUGAGUGUGGAGACUACCUGGUCAUGAGGAAAAGCUCCCUUUCCAACUCGGUGACCACCUACGAAACCUGUCAGACGUAUGAGCGGCCGAUAGCAUUUACCUCUCGCUCCAAAAGACUUUGGAUACAGUUUAAAUCCAAUGAAGGCAAUAGUGGGAAGGGCUUUCAGGUUCCAUAUGUGACGUAUGAUGAGGACUAUCAAGAAUUGAUAGAAGAUAUCGUCAGAGAUGGAAGGCUCUAUGCCUCUGAAAAUCACCAGGAAAUACUCAAAGACAAGAAACUAAUGAGGGCUCUAUUUGAUGUGCUGGCUCAUCCACAAAACUUUUUCAACUACACGGCACAAGAAUCAAGAGAAAUGUUCCCAAAAUCCUUCAUCCGCUUCCUGCGCUCUAAAGUCCUGAGAUUCCUUCGUCCAUAGGGAGCACUGCUGAGCAGUUAUUUUUCUCCAGUGACCAGUUACUAAUUCCUCUGUAGACGUGACCAAAACAGGAUUGGACUGCACACUUGUUAAACUGGUCAUUAAAAACAGAAGCUUUAAGAGGAAGACAAUGGACAGUGGAAAAGUGAGAUUGAAUGCUCUUCUUCACUGUUGUGUUUCAAACUAUUGGAGUGCUGCUGUGUCUCACCUACUUUGCCAUUUAUACAUGUCUCAUGAGUUAGAUAUUAUGAGCUUUCAGCAAUGGAAGCAAAAUCAUUGUAGCUAAUAAGAUGCUAAUUUCAAAGAUACUGUAUAUAGGGUGUAUUUAGUUUUAACAUAAGUUUAAAGGCUCAUUGUAAGGUAAAUGAAAUACAUCACUAUUAAGGGAAUUAUUACAGCACAAAAAUAUUUUUUGGAAACAUCAGCCAUUUAAAGGGGUGGGGGGGUACCUCAGAAGCAAUUACUUUGAUAAACUAUUUGUACAUGAUGUAAAAAUAA